Messenger RNA from Lactuca sativa (garden lettuce), 546 nucleotides. RefSeq lists its product as uncharacterized. The record is from RefSeq and is a predicted model, not a curated record. Lineage: Eukaryota; Viridiplantae; Streptophyta; Magnoliopsida; Asterales; Asteraceae.
AUGGUCAAACUAUUGAUCUUUGGAUCGAUUUCUGAAAAGCUGAUCUCAUCCGCAUACUCCACCAAUGCUUCUGCUUGCAAGGUUUGGCAGGACCUUCAUUCCCUCUUUUAUGAAAAUGUCAAAUCAACUGCUAUGCAACUUGAAGUGGAAUUGAGGAACGUAAUCUUGGGAGAUCUAUCUAUCCAUGAAUACUGUGAGAAUGUCAAGAAUAUCAUAGACCUCCUGAAGGGACUUGGUGAAAAGGUUAAAGAUAGAAAUGUGGUUCUUCACGCCCUCAAUAGACUUCCAAGUAAAUAUGAAAAUGUUGCGGGUAUCAUACGGUUCACCAAGCCCUUCCCAACAUUCUCUGAAAUAUGGGCUAUGUUAGCUAUGGAGGAAACUCGUCUCUCUAACACUCGUGUAAUCAACCCUUCACAUGAAAAUCAUGCUUAUGAACUGUCCCUACUUCAUGUUAGGUCUUCAAGCUCAAACCGUGGGGGUGGCGGAGGAUCCUCUCAUGGAAACUUCAACAAUCGACGGGGUGGUGGUGGCAACAAUCAAACAUGA